AUGUCACCCAAGCUGAAGCCAUUGUUGUUGCCCCAGCUUGUGGAAGAGCGCCGCAAGUUUGAGGAGCAGCAACCCGAAUUCCCAGAAGGCGACAUGGACCGCCAGUACAUCUACUAUACGGCAAACUCGUCCUCUUCCGACGUUGUAUCACCCGUCACCCCAACCUUCUCGACUCGAGGGCAUCUGCGCUACUCCAGCUCGACCUCGUCCCUCGAUCUUCCCCCCACAUUGUUCAACGACUGCCCCUCGUCACCAACCUCAACUACCCAUACCAAGUCUUCCAAACGCCUACUUCCCGAUGUGGAAGAGGAGCCUUUGGAGCGCGAAGAGAUGGAGGACAGCACUAUUCUCGCUGAGCAAUUCGAUCUCUACAACUGUUUGUGUAAGUCGGACACUGAUCCUGCUGCAAUUGAGCCCCUGCUAAGAUCUGACUGCGUAGGCGAUGAACCCUGCAUUCACCACAACGAAAGCUCCGAAACUCUCCACAGCGUAUACCCUACCGACUUUGAUAUCGACUAUGACUUGGGCUUUGCGAGCGACAGCGACUUCACUGCGACCCUCGAGCGGAAGCGUAGCGGCACCGAGUCGCCCUUUUCUGGCCUGGCCACACGCCUUGGAACGCGUUUUCCCAACCUGUCACGAUGGAAAUCCACGAAGCGGUCACAGUUGACUGCGUCGCCGACCACAGGAUUGACCUAUGAACACGCCCUUUCGGUUUCUCGCGCAGCAUCAAGCCGUUCAUCCUCGUUGUCCGGCCCGUCACGCCACUUGGACAGCAUCAACGAGCCACCGAUCCCUACCCCUGCUACGUCCUUCUGGGAAAGCAGCGAGAGCGUGGAGACCCCGGCCCCCAUUGACAUCGAAAAGGCCAACAACGAGAGGGGCAGCAUCGAGCGCGACCGCGCUCUCGCAACAACGCCUCUGCUCCCUCCUCUCCUUACCACUCCGCCAACCGAGGCCCCCCAACCUAGUCCGCUCCAGUCUCCCACUGUAGCACCAUCAGCAUUCUCCAUGGAAAUCCCCUCGCCGCAGCCGCUUUCUCACCUUCCCACGCCUGCACUCAGCACGAGGCCAUCCGUCUCUUCCUUCCGGCAUGCACAGUCGUCACAAGAACUACCCAUCGGAUUCCCCUCCAUCGUGCAAGAUCAUGACGAGUGGUCUGACCGCCUCGGCCAUGCCAACUUUACCAUCACGCCACAACCUUACCAGCCGGUGGAAGCCGAUAUGGAGACCCUUCGCCAUCUGCGUGCAGACUGGGAAACUGCUCGUGUAAAUUACACGAAGCACCUAGUUCGCACCGGCGAGAACUACGGCGAGACGUCCAAGAUCUACGCGCUGACGGAAGCGAAAUGGGCCGAGACGGAGAAGAGCUGGCGCAACUUCCAUGAGCAGACGAUGGAAUACAUCCUUGCCACCAGUAAGACAACCACAUCGCAUUCAGGCGUCUCUCGCAGCCGUAGCCGCGGGCGUGUUCGCGCCAGCAGCGGAGGCGCUGCCCUCCUCCGCCGACCUGGCAAUGACGACGUCUUUGCUAGCAUGCAGUGGCGGCGUCUCGAGGAUGGGUUGCCCACCGCGAUUCCUCGUCUCAUUGACGCCGAGGGCAAGUUCCCGGAGCGCGGGGAUGAAGACAUUGUUGGACCCAUGGAACGUGACACCAAGAUGAUCCGCACCCGGAGUGAGGAACGCAAAGGCGGUCGGUUCUGGCGUAACCUGGCCGAAAAGGUUGGCAUUCGGAGGUGA
This is a messenger RNA of Colletotrichum higginsianum IMI 349063, 1740 nucleotides long. Its product is annotated as only prolin and serin are matching in the corresponding protein. The record is from RefSeq and is a predicted model, not a curated record. The transcript has a single exon. Lineage: Eukaryota; Fungi; Ascomycota; Sordariomycetes; Glomerellales; Glomerellaceae. The coding region runs from base 1 to 1740 and encodes 579 amino acids.